AUGGAUGCGGCACUGAAGCUUGCGCAGCCAACGACGGUUCGUCACUGCAAAGACUGGGACGGCGAAGAUGACCCAGGAAAUGCGAGGAACUGGUCACUGACUCGAAAAGCCAUCUCGACGACCGUCAUAUGCCUGAUCGGCUUCAACACCACGAUGGGAGCGUCUAUUUACGCACCAGGUCAUGAGCAGGUGAAGGCUGAAUUCGGGGUCUCGACAACCGUUGCAUUGCUGCCGCUCUCCUCGUACUCGCUUGGAUUGGCCUUUGGCCCAACGAUAUCCAGUCCUCUGUCGGAGACGUUUGGUCGCAAGUUCGUCUUCCUCCUCACUUUGCCCCUGUUCGACAUAUUCGUGCUUGGCUUCGGGCUCUCGAGGAGCAUUGCAUCGUUGAUCGUCUGCCGCUUCUUCGCGGGCAUGUUUGCUGCGCCGGGGGUCUCGAUCGCCGCAGCCACAAUCGCCGACUACAUGGCGCCUCGGCGACGCGCACUGCCUCUGGCAUUUUACUACACGGUGCCUUUCAUCGGGUCUGCGGUGGGGCCCUUGAUCGGUGCUUUUGCGGUGGAGAAGAAGGGUUGGCGAUGGACCGCGUGGAUCAUUCUCAUGGCGGCAGCUGUCUUGCAUCCUCCGGCACUGUAUCUACGAGAAUCCUACAAGACCAUCAUCUUGCAGCGAAGGGCACGAAAAUUGGGCGUGGACGGACCGUCAGGCCCGCAGCUUACAGUGGCGGAGACGCUGAAGAGGUUCAUCACCACGACCAUUCUCCGCCCACUGCACAUGUUGACCACCGAGCCGCUGGUGGGCUUUCUCUGCCUCUACUGUGGGUUUCAAUUUGCGUUGCUGUACACAUUCGUUGUGGCAAGUCCGUGGGUGUUUGAGAGGGUGUACGGCUUCGACGUGAGCGCCCAAGGUCUCUCGUUCUUGGGAUUAAUUGCUGGAUGCGUGGCAGCACCGUUUGUACUCAUUUUGGUGGAUCUAUACCUCUACCAGCCACGAUUGACGCGCAGAAGAAACGAUGCAGACCCGGCAAUCAGAGCGAGCGGUCUCCCGCCCGAAGACAGGCUAUUCGCCGCCCUCUAUGGCAGUCUCGUGCUGCCGAUUGGUAUCUUCUGGUUUGGAUGGUCUGCCCGGCCAGGCGUGCCGUGGAUCAGCCCCAUUAUCGCACAGGGUGUGACAAUGCUGGGUAGCAUUCUGAUCUAUGUGCCGUGCAACUUCUUCAUGUUGGAUGUCUACGGCGCAAAGUAUGGUGCAUCUUCCAGCGGUGCGUCGUCACUCACGAGAUAUACCCUGUCGGCAGCGUUUCCCCUGUUUGUCACCCCGAUGUAUGAGGCUCUGGGGACAGCGUGGGCAUCCAGUCUGUUGGGCUUCAUUGCAGUGGCGAUGGCACCUAUACCGUGGGUUUUCUAUUAUUAUGGGCCGAAUCUGAGAGCAAGGAGCUCGUAUGAGCAUGGAACCUAG
Cyphellophora europaea CBS 101466 is the source of this 1452-nucleotide messenger RNA. RefSeq lists its product as uncharacterized. Lineage: Eukaryota; Fungi; Ascomycota; Eurotiomycetes; Chaetothyriales; Cyphellophoraceae. The coding region runs from base 1 to 1452 and encodes 483 amino acids. The record is from RefSeq and is a predicted model, not a curated record. Gene Ontology annotation, biological process: transmembrane transport; spermidine transport; spermine transport. The transcript has a single exon. Gene Ontology annotation, molecular function: spermine transmembrane transporter activity; spermidine transmembrane transporter activity.